Messenger RNA from Calidris pugnax (ruff), 1628 nucleotides. RefSeq names its product methyltransferase like 18 (gene METTL18). Lineage: Eukaryota; Metazoa; Chordata; Aves; Charadriiformes; Scolopacidae. Gene Ontology annotation, biological process: peptidyl-histidine methylation, to form tele-methylhistidine. The record is from RefSeq and is a predicted model, not a curated record. Gene Ontology annotation, molecular function: protein-L-histidine N-tele-methyltransferase activity. Bases 526 to 1587 code for a protein of 353 amino acids. The transcript has a single exon.
UGUUUGCCCUGUGUGGUUUUGUCCCUGCCUGCAUAAGUGUGUGCACACAGGCAAACACAUAUUUUUAGGUUUGUGAUAGGAAAUGCCAGAGUAACCCGAUAGGUGUUUUCUGUGGUCUCAGACUAAAAAGCAUGUUAUAAUGGCAUUUUUCAACACAUCUAAUGAAAGGUCUGUUUGCAUUUCAAGUGCAUAUUCAUCCCGGUUGGCUGUGUCCAGUAUGAAUCUAUUUGACCAUCUCAACGAAUAGUGCUUUUGCACAAAGAGCGCGGUGUCUCUCUUAUCUAACUGAACUUAUGUGGCCUGUACAUGAAAAGCUCGAGGAUCGAGUGGCUUUUUUUUUUUUUUUUUUUUUUUUUGAAAAAAAAAUAAAUCUUUGCAUCAGUAUUGCUCUUAAAGGAGCAUUUCUGGAUGUAAUUUCACUGAAUUUCAGAGUUGGAAGGGACCAUAGAGGUCAUCUAGUCCAACUCCAUCAUCUAGUCCAACUCCAUAAAUUAAGCUUUUUUUUUUUAACUGUUACUCCUGAAAAUGGCCUUUCGAUUUAAUUUUUUUAUCGAUGAAAAUGAGAACAACGAAGCAGACGCUCGUGAUGGGAUGGACUUAGAGCUGCGCGCCCCAAAACGCACGCAGGAAUGUGUGGAAAAGAGCAAGGAAACGUCCAGUCCCAUAGUGGGCUCCAGCCCCGGGCUGGGCACCGAUAAGCACGAAGCUGAGACGCCAUCUGAGAAAAAGUUCUGCUUCAAAGCUGCCAAGGAACACGCUGUUCCUGAAGAUCUCGACAAAGUAUUGGAAAAUAAAGUCAUGGAAAGAAGGUGGGACCUGUAUUACGUAAACGUGUCUGCAGUGGAAAUGUCACGUUUGGAUGACGCCGACGGGGAAGGCAUCGUGUCUAAAAGCGUUUCUUCUCACUCCGAUCUCAUCCCAGGGGUCUACGAGGGAGGACUGAAAAUCUGGGAAUGCACCUUUGAUCUCAUAGACUACUUUUCCGAGGCCGAAAUACAGUUUACCGACAAGACCGUACUGGAUCUUGGCUGCGGGGCCGGACUGCUGGGAAUAGUUGCGUUGAAGGGAAAAGCUGGAAAAGUCCAUUUUCAGGACUACAACAGCACAGUGAUCGAUGAAAUAACCUUGCCGAACGCGGUGGCUAACUGCAUAGGUGACCGCAGUCGGACAGGCAGCGGAGGUGGUGGAAAAACUCAGGAACCUCCUUCGAAGAGGCCCAAGAAAGCAGAGUGCUCGCCCGAUGCGCUCACCAAAUGCAGAUUUUUUUCUGGAGAAUGGUCUGAAGUCAGCCGGCUCCUGUCCAGCAGCAACAAACCCUUCUCCAAGUACGACAUCAUUCUCACCUCCGAGACCAUCUAUAACCCUGACUACUACGCUGCUUUGCACAACACCCUGGCUCAGCUCCUGGAUAAAAGCGGCCGGGUGUAUUUGGCAAGCAAAGCACAUUAUUUUGGGGUCGGGGGUGGCAUCUACCUCUUUGAGAAAUUCGUUGAAGAGAGAAACGUCUUUAGGACCAGCAUAGUUAAAAUAAUCGAUAAAGGACUGCAGCGAUGUAUUAUGGAAAUGGCCUUUAAAGAUUCCAGUUAAAAUUCAACCACCGGUCCUUCAAAAGUAUCUUAAAGAUGAAA